AUGUCGCUCAAACAAGAGAUUGAGACAUGGGUUCGGGCAUUAGAGCAUUAUGAUUACAACGAAUACGACGCUGCUCUUCGAGCAUUCAUGACAGUGGCAGACACCUCAAAAAUACUCUUCAAUUGUGCCGUGAUACAUGCGACACUAGGAGAGCAUACCCAAGCUGUUCACUGUUAUCAGAGAGCAAUCCACUUUGAUCAAUACAUGGCGAUAGCCUAUUUUCAGCAGGGUGUUUCAAACUUCCUUCUAGGUGAUUUUGAAGAGGCUCUUGCCAAUUUCAACGACACAUUGCUCUACCUCCGUGGAAACAGGUGGAUUGACUAUGAUCAGCUGGGUCUCAAAUUCAAACUUCAUUCUUGCGAGGCACUCUUCAACCGCGGCCUUUGCUACAUCUAUCUUCAGCAACGGAGUGCUGGCCUCCAAGACCUGUUUUAUGCUUCGAAGGAGAAGGCCGUACCAGAUCACGAUGUCAUUGAUGAAGCAAUACGUGAAAAAGCCGAGGGCUACACCGUGUUCUCGAUACCAGUUGGCAUACUCUACAGGCCAAAUGAGGCGAAAGUCAAGAAUAUCAAGUCAAAAAACUACCUCGGCACAUCGACACUUGUCCGCGCCCAAGAUCGUUCGAAUCAGGUUUAUCUGGAUUCUCACCGUAACUUGACUGCAGCCAGCUUUGCUGUGGAUGAUCGUCCUGAGGAAAAGCUCUCUUAUGCAGCCAUCAAUCUUGUAAGACCGGGAUUGGCAAGUCGUUCGCGUCAACAAUCAGAACCACCUAUUCACAGGAACAUGUUUCCGCCGACACCUCCACCAGAAGCUGAACGGACGACAACGACGAAUCCGAAGCGUAAAUCUUCAGAGAGCACGGCAAGUGUACCGAUAGGAAUGCAUCAAAGCCGACCGUCAACAUCAAAACCUGCCAAGCUGGAUCUAGGACUAGCUGCUUUCGAGCACGCGUCCUCAUCAACCACGAGUCUGGUGGUAGAGAAACCACGUUUAGGAACCAAAAGAUCUGCUUCGGAAAGACCGAGAGCACGAGACUUGCAGCCUUCGCGUUCGAGUCCUCCGAGAGUGCGGGAAUAUGACAGACGCUCUGAUUCUCAUCGCAUCGAAGAUGAUGCGCAUGUCUUGCGACCAGAUGUAUAUACGCCAGACACAGUGGCCGCAGCUGUACAACAAGCCCUCUCCGAGCCCGAGAAACUGCAACCGGUAUCUUUUCACCACCAGCGAACCAGAUCAGGAGGACAGUCCUUGCGCGAGUAUCCUCGCUCCAUCGCAGAAGAAGAUGAGAAUAGCGAAGAAGCAAAAGACAAGAUGCCUCCCAGAGAAGACAUCUCUUUGCAAGCUCUUCAAACCACAAUCUCAAACGCACUUCCCUACGAAAUCACCUCUGCUGUUGCACAACCAUCAAUAGUUACUCCUCCUACCCUUCGCAAGAUCCGCGUCAAGGUGUUUGCAGGCGACACACGCUAUGUCAUGAUACAACCCGAUACUUCUUACGACACAUUUUGCGAGCAAAUACGCAAGAAAUUUGGCUUCGCAGCUAAAGAAAGCUUCAAAUUGAAAAUGAAGGAUGAAGAAGGGGAUAUGGUUACCAUGGGGGAUGAAGAUGAUUUGGAAAUGUUGGUCGCGAGUGCGAAGGAACAGGCAAAUAGAGAAGGAGCAGAGAUGGGCAAGAUGGAGGUUUGGGUGCAAGAGUUGUAA
Molecule: messenger RNA, 1698 nt
Organism: Aureobasidium melanogenum CBS 110374
Lineage: Eukaryota; Fungi; Ascomycota; Dothideomycetes; Dothideales; Saccotheciaceae
Exons: 4
Coding region: 1-1698 (565 amino acids)
Molecular function (GO): protein binding
Source: RefSeq, a predicted model, not a curated record